Aspergillus mulundensis is the source of this 1869-nucleotide messenger RNA. RefSeq names its product purple acid phosphatase family protein. Lineage: Eukaryota; Fungi; Ascomycota; Eurotiomycetes; Eurotiales; Aspergillaceae. Gene Ontology annotation, molecular function: metal ion binding; acid phosphatase activity. The record is from RefSeq and is a predicted model, not a curated record. The coding region runs from base 1 to 1869 and encodes 622 amino acids. The transcript has 3 exons.
AUGCUGACGGAGUGCUGUCGCGGCCUAUAUAUGAUGGUGUCGGCGCCGGUGGUGGCACUCACCAGAGUGCAGCCGUGGAUAGUUCUCCUAGUCGAGUUCCUGAAGGCACCGAUCAUGAGACUCCUGACUGCGUUUAGGGCUGCCCCCUUGUUGGCAGCCUGCGUUGUGGCAAAGGCAAACUACCCGGCUAUCCCGGAGGACACGACGACCCCGGUUCAGCAGCGCCUUGCCAUCUAUGGCCCCAACUCGAUCUCGAUCGGGUGGAACACGUAUGCCCGGCAGGACGAGCCCUGCGUCGAGUAUGGAACGUCAAGUGACAACCUCGACCAACGGACAUGCGCGUCAGUCGCGUCGACCACAUACCCGACCUCUCGUACCUACGAGAACGUGGUCAUCCUAACUGAUCUGGCUGCCGGCACAACAUACUACUACAAGAUCGUGUCUACCAACUCCACGGUAGACCACUUCCUCAGCCCGCGCACUCCCGGCGAUGGGACCCCGUUCAACAUCAACGCGGUCAUUGACCUGGGAGUGUACGGCGAGGACGGCUUCACGAUCCAAGGCGACAAGACCAAGAAGGACACUAUCCCCACCAUCGACCCAGCCCUUAACCACACCACCAUCGGCCGACUCGCCAACACCGUAGACGACUACGAACUCAUCAUCCACCCAGGCGACUUUGCUUACGCAGACGACUGGUUCCUGUCGCUGGACAACCUCCUGGACGGGGAGAACGCCUACCAAGCGAUCCUGGAGAACUUCUACACGCAGCUCGCUCCAAUCUCCGGCCGCAAGCCGUACAUGGCGAGCCCCGGGAACCAUGAAGCAGCAUGCGAAGAGCUCCCCUACACAACAGGCCUCUGCCCAGACGGCCAGAAGAACUUUACCGAUUUCAUGCACCGCUUCGGACAGACCAUGCCAUCAGGUUUUGCCUCCGUGUCAACCAACGACUCGGCCAAAGUACUCGCCAACCAAGCCCGCGAACUCGCCCAGCCACCAUUCUGGUAUUCCUUCGAGUACGGCAUGGCGCACAUCGUCAUGAUCAACACGGAGACCGACUUUGAGGACGCACCCGACGGCCAGGGCGGAUCCGCACACCUGAACGGCGGCCCAUUCGGAACCGCCAACCAGCAGCUCGAUUUCCUGAAGGCUGAUCUGGCGAGCGUCGAUCGCGCUGUGACACCCUGGGUCAUCGUCGCCGGUCACCGGCCUUGGUACACAUCCGGGACAGCAUGCACGCCCUGCCAAGAUGCCUUUGAGGACCUAUUGUAUACCUACGGCGUUGACCUCGGUGUAUUCGGACACGAGCACAACGCCGAGCGGUUCCUCCCCGUGUACAACAGUGUCGCUGAUGCGAAUGGGAUGAACGACCCCAAGGCCCCGAUGUACAUUGUCGCCGGGGGCGCGGGGAACAUCGAGGGCUUGUCGUCAAUCAGCACGCAGUUGGAUUUCUCAGAGUACGCGAACGACGAGGAUUAUUCGUACUCUACCAUCCGGUUUCUGAAUCGCACUCACCUGCAGGUCGACUUUAUUGGCUCGGUCACGGGAGAUAUUUUGGAUAGCAGCACUUUGUAUAAGAGCCACGAUGUCAGAGCCGGGCUCGGAAUAUCGCCGCCUUGGCCAUUCAGCCUGAACGCAGUUGAUCCUGACGCCGGCUGCCACCGGGCUGCGAAGGCGCUCACCCCCGGCUCUGCGAUCGGGAUACAACCGAGUUCUGCUUCCUCGUCAUUAGAACUUACCAGCGAGAACCCUACUGAGUACGGUGACAGUGAAUCCAUGGUGUACUGCCUAAGCCCAGCAAUUCAGGCUAAAUGGCUGCUCCCCCGCAUCCAAGACCCGGAUCUGCAGUUGGAGAUGCUCCUUGCUUGA